This is a messenger RNA of Symphalangus syndactylus (siamang), 1381 nucleotides long. RefSeq names its product thiol methyltransferase 1B (gene TMT1B). The record is from RefSeq and is a predicted model, not a curated record. Lineage: Eukaryota; Metazoa; Chordata; Mammalia; Primates; Hylobatidae. Gene Ontology annotation, molecular function: S-adenosylmethionine-dependent methyltransferase activity.
GCGUCAGGGGACGCCAGUGCCUGCAGAGGCUGAGCAGGGAAAAAGCCAGUGCCCCAGCGGAAGCACAGCUCAGAGCUGGUCUGCCAUGGACGUCCUGGUCCCACUCCUGCAGCUGCUGGUGCUGCUUCUUACCCUGCCCCUGCACCUCAUGGCUCUGCUGGGCUGCUGGCAGCCCCUGUGCAAAAGCUACUUCCCCUACCUGAUGGCCGUGCUGACUCCCAAGAGCAACCGCAAGAUGGAGAGCAAGAAACGGGAGCUCUUCAGCCAGAUAAAGGGGCUUACAGGAGCCUCCGGGAAAGUGGCCCUACUGGAGCUGGGCUGCGGAACCGGAGCCAACUUUCAGUUCUACCCACCGGGCUGCAGGGUCACCUGCCUAGACCCAAAUCCCCACUUUGAGAAGUUCCUGACAAAGAGCAUGGCUGAGAACAGGCACCUCCAAUAUGAGCGGUUUGUGGUGGCUCCUGGAGAGGACAUGAAACAGCUGGCUGAUGGCUCCAUGGAUGUGGUGGUCUGCACCCUGGUGCUGUGCUCUGUGCAGAGCCCGAGGAAGGUCCUGCAGGAGGUCCGGAGAGUACUGAGGCCGGGAGGUGUGCUGUUUUUCUGGGAGCAUGUGGCAGAACCAUAUGGAAGCUGGGCCUUCAUGUGGCAGCAAGUUUUCGAGCCCACUUGGAAACACAUUGGGGACGGCUGCUGCCUCACCAGAGAGACCUGGAAGGAUCUUGAGAACGCCCAGUUCUCUGAAAUCCAAAUGGAACGACAGCCCCCUCCCCUCAAGUGGCUACCUGUUGGGCCCCACAUCAUGGGAAAGGCUGUCAAAUAAUCUUUUCCAAGCCCCAAGGCACUCAUUUGCUCCUUCCCCAGCCUCCAAUUAGAACAAGCCACCCACCAGCCUAUCUAUCUUCCACUGAGAGGGACCUAGCAGAAUGAGAGAAGCCAGUCAUGUACCACCUCCUAGUCCCUCUCUCCCCAACCUCUGCCAGGGCAAUCUCUAACUUCAGUCCACCUUCGACAGUGAAAAAGCUCUACUUCUACCCUGACCAUAGGGAGGAAACACUGGGACCCUGUUGUAUCCUCAACUGCAAGUUUCUGGACUAGUCUCCCAACGUUUGCCUCCCAAUGUUGUCCCUUUCCUUUGUUCCCAUAGUAAAGCUCCUCUCGCUUUCCUCCUGAGGCUAUACCCAUGUGUCUCUAGGAACUGGUCACAAAAGUCAUGGUGCAUGCAUCCCUGCCAAGCCCCCCGACCCUCUCUCCCCACUACCACCUUCAUCCUGAGCUGGGGGCACCAGGAAGAAUCAGAGACGCUGGGGAUGACGGAGCAAGACUCUAAGAGGCAAAGGUUUUGUUCUCAAAUAUUUUUUAAUAAAUAGACGAAACCACGAAA